AAAUCCUGGGUUACUAAGCUUCUGACUAUGUAUAUUUGCGGAACUGUUGACAACAAAGUCAAACGUAUAGCGUCAGAAGUAGCUUGAUGGACAAAAAAAAAAUAGUUUUUCUCUCCCACCCCUUCCUUCCUAUCUUCCUUCCUCUGGACCAAAACUACGCAUAAUUCUGGAGGAUCCACUGUAGUCACAGUGACAAAGCACGCGUUGCCAGUAUUUCACAUCCACAAAGUGAUCACAAUGAUCACUUGGAAAUGUGUCCCCUAUAUGUAACCUUUUAUUAAAAACAAUUUACAUCAAAUAUAGCCUAGCAGUGCGCGCUCUCGGUGAAACGCAGCAUCAGCACCACUAACUGAUGCGCGUCCCCGCCCCGGCAGAGGCUACCCGAGAUCCCGGGAAGAGGAGUUGGAACUGCGCGAGUUAAAGUUGGGAAAAGGGGGGUGAAAGGAUGCUACCGUGCCCUGUGGAUAGGAGAACACAAUCUACGAUCUAAUUAACAUAGCAUGUGCGGAGACGCGUGUCCUCUGUAAAGGAUGUUUUGCAAAAUAUUGAGCAUAAGCCUUUUAUUUUGGGGUUUUCAAGAAUGCUCAUCACAUGAAUGUGUUGAUCCCUUGGUAACUUCGCUCUAUGCCAACUCCUUCUUGGCCUCUUCCAGAUAUAACUUUUUGUACUCGGCCAACUUUGCCAAAUUGUAUGGGAGCAGUGGCUGGUCCCCGUCCCCCCGGGACAGACAGCCCUGGCUGCAGAUUGAUCUGAAGAGGAAGUACCGCAUCCAGGCCAUCGCCACCCAGGGCACCUUCAAUUCCUAUGACUGGGUCACCAAGUACACCCUUCUCUAUGGUGACCGCCCCGACUCCUGGACGCCUUACGUUAUGAAAGGAGGGAACUCGACGAUGCCUGGGAACUGGAACUACCACCAGGUGAAGAGGAAUGUGUUCCACUAUGCCUUCACAGCCAAACACAUCCGCCUCCUGCCCCUGGGGUGGAACACAGAGAAUGGAGGCAAGAUUGGCGUCAGGCUGGAGGUGUUUGGCUGUGCUUACGACUCCUACGUGAUGCAGAUGAACGGGGACGACUCGGUGGCCUUCAUGUUCCCAGGGAAGAGGUUCCGGACCCUGCAGGACCAUUUUGCCGUGAACUUUAAGACCCUGGAGCAGGACGGGCUGCUGCUACACAGUGAGGGAGUCCAGGGAGACAUCUUGUCCCUGGAGCUGAGGAAAGGACGCCUCGUCCUCACCAUUGGCCUAGGAAGCAGUACGGUCAACCAGGUGGACGGUCGGACCACAAUGACCGUUGGCAACAUACUAGAUGACCAGCACUGGCAUUACGUCACCAUCAAGCGCUACGGUCGACAGGUCAACUUCACAGUGGACGCUCACACUGAGACGGCCAUUAGCAAAGGAGAUUUCACCUACAUAGACCUGGACACUCAGAUGUAUGUGGGCGGAGUGAUUGAGCCCAAUGUGCCCCACCUCCCAGAGGUUCCUAACUUCCGUGGCUGCCUGGAGAACGUCUUUAUCAAUGGGAUCAAUGUCAUCAACAUGGCCCAGGACCAGGUGCCUGAGAUACGCAUCCCUCGGCAGAAAAAGAUGCACUACGCGUGCCGUGACAUUCUGUGGAAACCCAUGACCUUCGCCGGGCCCAACAACUACCUGCAGGUGCCUGGGUUCUUCAGGAAGCCUCGGAUGUUUGUCAAGUUUAAGUUCCGUUCCUGGGACUACACAGGCCUGCUGAUGUUUACACGCUUCGCUGACGACCUGGGAGCCUUGGAGCUGGGCCUGAGUGAGGGACAGGUCAAUGUCACGCUCUUUCAGCCAGGCAAGAAGAAACUACAGUUCGCAGCAGGUUACCGUUUGAAUGACGGUUUCUGGCACACGGUAGACGUAGCAGCCAGGGACAACCUACUGUCCAUCACCAUAGAUGAGGAGGAGGGCUCUCCGCUGAAAAUCACCAACCCCUUCACUGUCCGCACAGGGGACCGCUACUUCUUUGGAGGGUGUCCGAAGACUAACAACACGAUCAGGAAGUGUGAGACCAAGCUGAACCACUUCCACGGCUGCAUGCAGCAGAUCUUUAUCGACAACGAGCCGGUGGACAUCGACAUCAUCCUGCAGCGACGCUGGGGACGCUACGCUGAACUGUUGUUGGGCACCUGUGGUAUCACUGACAGAUGUACUCCAAACCCCUGUGAACACGAGGGCAGAUGCAUCCAGUCCUGGGAUGACUUCAUAUGUCUGUGUGAGAACACAGGCUACAAAGGGGAGGUGUGCCAUAUGUCGGUCUACAAAGAGUCAUGUGAGGCCUACAGACUUACUGGUAAAUCCUGGUCAGGGAAUUAUACCAUAGACCCGGACCUGAGCGGACCCUUGAAACCAUUCGAGGUGUACUGCACGAUGAAAUCCGACAAGGCAUGGACGAUAGUGAUGCAUGACCGUAUCGACGGUAUCAAGGUGACCGGUAGCACGGUGGACCGUCCUUACAUAGGAGACGUCAACUACUGGAAUGCCUCCUGGGACGAUGUCACAGCACUGGCCAACACCUCCAUGUACUGUGAACAGUGGAUCGACUACUCCUGCUACAAGUCACGCAUCCUCAACACGCCCAAUGGAAGACCUUACAGUUUCUGGAUUGGUCGAAAUAACGAGAGUCACGAGUACUGGGGCGGGGCUUUCCCUGAGAGUGGGAAGUGUGGCUGUGCUAUCAACCAGACCUGCACUGAUGCCAGGUUUCACUGUAACUGUGACGCUGACUACCGCCAAUGGUACUCAGACAAGGGCUAUCUGAUGUGGAAGGACCACCUCCCAGUGAGGAAGGUGGUGGUGGGGGACACCAACAGGACGGGGUCAAAGGCCCACAUCAGCCUCGGGCCCCUACGUUGCCACGGCGACAGGAGCAUCUGGAAUACCAUAUCGUUCACCAAGCCCACCUACAUCGAGUUCCCCACCUUCAGGCCAGGCAGCACCGUCGACAUCUCCUUCCUCUUUAAAACCUACCGCCCCCACGGAGUCUUCUUGGAGAACUCAGAUGACUGGCUCCGUAACUUCAUACGCAUUGAGCUCAACACCACCCAGAACCUGGUCUUCAUAUUCAUGGUGGGAGACGGCAUCCUCAACGUGACGCUACGCUCACCGGUGCCUCUAAACGACAACGAGUGGCACUUUGUCCAGGCAGAGCUCAACGUGAAGUUGGCCAGGAUCAAGGUGGACUACCAGCCAUGGGCUGUGAGACGCUUCCCUGGCCAGACCUUUGUCACCAUGGAGUUCACCCACCCUCUCCUCGUGGGCGCAGCCAAUCGCACGCUGUGGCCAUUCCUGGGCUGUCUCCGAGGGUUACGAAUGAACGGUGUAACCCUUGACUUGGAAGGCAAAGCGAAUGAGGAACAGGGUAUACGGCGGAACUGUACGGGCCAGUGUCUGAACGCGACCAUACCGUGUCGAAACGCCGCCCAGUGUAUCGAGGGCUACGCCGCCUACACCUGUGACUGCGGCAACACUGCCUUUGACGGAUUCUACUGCCACAAAGACAUCGGGGCCUACUUUGAGAUAGGAUCGUGGUUGCGCUACAACAUCAGAAAGAAGCCUACGACCAAUGAAGAGUGGUGGGCUAACUGGCUGGACCCCCACUACCACAACUUCAGCCUGGGCUACAACGACACCAGUGAUGAGAUAGAGUUCAGCUUCAGUACCUUCCAGACGCCGGCUGUACUGCUCUACAUCAGCUCUUUCGUCCAGGACUACAUGGCUGUCAUCCUGAAGAAAGAUGGAACCUUAGACAUGAGGUAUAGGUUGGGGUUGAUUACCCACAAGUACCAGUUGUCCUUCAGGAACCUGGCAGAUGGAUACCCCCACUACGUCAACAUAACCAGACACAACAGGACCAUCAGGACACAGGUGGACUACAUGGAGCCGAUAGUGGAGAAGAUCACCCUAGUGGAGGACGGCAGGUUUGACUCACCCAAGAACAUCUUCCUGGGGAGAGUGAUGGAGGUGGGUGACAUUGACUAUGAGAUCCAGAGGCAUAACAGUCCUGGUCUGGUGGGCUGUAUAUCUGGGGUGAGGUACAACAUCUACGCCCCUCUUAAGACCCUCUUCCGGCCGAACGAGACGGAACCGCCGGUCACCGUGCAGGGCUUCGUCUCCGAGUCUAACUGUGGGGCCUUCCCUCCUGUCCAUGGAUAUGUCCCCUGGGAGGCGGACCACUGGUUCACUUCUAUAGAAUACAUCUAUAUCCACGAUGACCUAGGCCUGUUUUGGUUGACAGUUGUCGUCGCCGCGGCCGUGAUAUUGCUGUUCAUUGGUCUGUACAGCAUCUACAUCUAUCUGUACCGUUACAAGGGCAGCUACCACACCAACGAGCCCAAGAACUUCCUGGAGUCCCCUGGAGGCAGCAGCUCCAGGCCCCUGACAGGGACCCUGGAGAAGAAGCGAUAUCCAGCGAUAGAGGAAGACUUUCGGAGUGACUAGCCUCAGGCUGGGGAACGGUGGGAGGGAGGAGGGGGUGGGAGGGAUUGAACUGGGGCGGUUUUGGGGCUUAAAACAACCACAAUACCUGUUUAUGUUUUAUAAUUCCUUUAACUAUUUGAUUCACAUUUCGGUUUUGUUUUCCUUUCCCCAGGUAUGUGUUAUCUUAAGCCUGGUGUUCGACAUAGUGUUGUUUUUCUGACGGGUUCACCGUUUUGCAGGCUUUGGAGAUCAAAUCAAGCCCGUAUUGCGUGAGUGACGACUGACCAAGCUCACACUGUAUUGAAGGGUUGACCAACUGAAGUGCCUCGACAGAGCAAAACGAGAUCAGAAAUAACCCCACGAGUUCAUUCAGGGUUUGAGACAUAAACUGAGGGAAUUAGAUUUCAGGUCACGUUGAAUUGUGACCUUUUUACAUCUUACUAAUAUCCUCACACGCAGUAACACGUAUUCAGCAGCCUCUUCUGGUUUGUAGGUCUGUUAUUGAGAUCACUUGAUAGAGCAAUGCCAUCUACUGUGUAACUCUUUCCGACAAUCCACUCUUGCAGCCAUUUUGAUAAAGACAUCCAAACUAUCCCACUCGUCCCAUCCUUUGACUAGUGAGCCAGGAUCCACCACAGAGAGAUGCCGCAACGGUGCCGCAACAACAACCGCAGCAACAACAACAACAACAACAAGCACAAUCUGGCAUCUGCAAACAGUCUUUCCUGCUUAACACCAAUUGAAGAAGCUAUAAAAAGCAUGGAGCUCUAAGCUUUGACAUGACAUAUCUAAAGAAUAAUGGAAGGCAUAUAAACAUAUAUUUGUUGUAUUUCAGCCUAUGAAAUUGCAUACCUAUACAAAAGAGGAACAUGUAUUAAUGGUUAGUUUCAUUAGAUAGCAGCUUGGCCAAUUACAGCUCUGCUCUGCGAUUCCUAACCCGAUUCCCAACCAAUCAACUAAGCAGUCAUGUACGAUCAACAAAACAUACGGAAUACAUGUGACAUUUGGCUCGGAAUAUAAGACGAUCGCCAAUAUUCUUCUUCAGAAUCCUCAGAGUAACAUAUGAAAUGGGUGGGUAGCGCUAAGAAGCCGCGGUAGUUUGGCGUUUCCCCAACGGUAGUGCUAUCGUGUUGGUGUGAGACUGACCGUUGGUGCACUGCAGAAAAGGGAAUGGCGAUGUUGAACCAGGGACAGGACAACCUUAUUGCUAUUAAUCCUCACCCCACGCUUCGUUUUCUGUUUGACUUCCAGUAGCGAGUGAACAUGCAGCCAAAAUCGUAAUUUUUAAAAUAUAUCUUUUUUAAAUGCAGCCAAAAUCUGGGUGCUAUUUCAGAUUCAGAGGUCCCGGCGUGGAGGGGCCCCUACCAACAGCAGCCCUGUCGAUCAGCCUGGUCAGGACUCAUUACAAAUGUCUUUCAGGAAAAGAGCUGCUCCGCAUGAACAUCUGGACAUGCAAACACACACUCACACACGCACACGCACACACACACACACACACACACACACACACACACACACACACACACACACACACACACACACACACACACACACACACACACACACACACACACACACACACACCCACACCCACACACACACACACACACAGGCAUAUUGUAUAGAGGACCACAACAAUGUCAAUGCCAGUCUUGUACUUCUUCUCACCACACUAGAUUAUUUUUGCAUCUGACUGCUCUGUAGGACAGUACUGUGCUGUGCCCUCCCCCCGCUGCUGUUGCUUCUUACUUGCUGGGGACCGGUUGAAUCAACGUUGUUUCCACAUUAUUUCAAUGAAAUUACAUUGAACCAACGUGGAAUAGACGUUGAAUUGACGUUUGUGCCCAGUGGGUAGGUGCUUCUUAUGGUGCUUCUCUUCCUUUAGGUCCAAUGAUAUUUCCCUGUCUGGAAAGUCACGAUUUCAGGUUAGACGGUGGGUGAGGUUACGGUCAGGGAAGAUGUUCCCAGUAGGUGAAACGUCAUUGGACCCAUGUAAUGUGUGGCGUGGUAGCCAAAGCUUAGGUCUCUGACAUCAUCACCCAGCGCCCUUUGAAGCUCAAGCAGUAAUACAUCAUAGGAAAAAAAGAGAGAAAUCACAAGAGCAUUUUGAAAAUCAUAAGCUAUGAAUAUAUAGAGCAUGAUGAUCGCACCUUGCAAUGAAAUGCAAUAAAAUCAGCCGCUUCCAGCUCAGAUCACCUAAAGAUAUAUUUUUUUGUGUCUGUUCCGUUCGCAGCAACUUGCAGCAGUUAGGAUCCUAGACAUAAUAUGUAUUACGUGAAUAUAUGAAUAAGGUGUUUAUCGACUUUUUCAUUCCUAUGGUUUGUAAUGAAACAGUUGAAAAUGAGGCUGAGAGGUUUGAAUGUAAAUCCUAAUCUUGACCCUGUAAUAUGGACAGGCUCUGCACCAAGACCUGCUCUGCUCCUCUCUGUGUGUUCUCUGUUAUGGUAUGUACACUCAUUAAACAGAAAACUAUUCAGCAUAGCUUUCUCACAUGUUCAGGAUGUGGACAAUACAGUACCCUCCCGAUGUUUCAGUAGAAACAUCAUAGAACAUAUUUCAACAUCUUUGGUUUAGCCCUGUUAAAGAGGACAACCCGUUAAGACUAGAUGGUAAAAAGCAUUACAAUUACAAUCAAUUAGAAGAUAGAAUUGGCAAUGCCUGGCUUUUUCCCAAGCCAUAUUUGUAAGAAUGUACCAUUUUCAAUUGUAUAAAUGUUAGCAUUGGGCAAUUAGAGUAGUAACAUGUUCCACCUCUGGAGAAAUAAGAAUGAUUUGUUUUUUGUACAGAGAUGAACAAUCACCUGUUACAGAGUUCAUAUUAAAACAGUCAACAACCUGGGUCAAAUGUGCUUUGAAGCCUUUUAGUCGACUUAUUGAUAUAUUAUGUAAAUGUCUACACUGCGAUGCGUUUAUUUGAAAUGGACUACAGUACAUGUGCAUCCUGCCGAGCCUCACUGCGAUGCGUUUAUUUGAAAUGGACUACAGUACAUGUGCAUCCUGCCUAGCCUCACUGCGAUUCCACACAUUAGCUAGUCCAUCCAUGCGUGGUCCCUGGAGUGUGUGUGUGCUUGAAUGUACAGUAGACAUGUUGGUUUGUGUGUUCACAGUUCUGUUUGUCACCUAACCCUCCCUACUGAUGAUGAGGAUAGUCUCUGCACUGAUGAUGUGAAUGAUCCAACUCACUUGUUGUCGUCCACCAAUAGCAGAUAGUGAUUGGGUGCUGUCCAGACAGGCUCCUCCCUCCUCAGAUGUUGCUCUACAGCUUUUUGAUAAUCAGUGGCUACACUGAAAAGAACAGGAAGACCAGAACAUUGUUUAUGCUCCCAAAUUCACCGCUUUAUUGACAAUGUUUCGAUCCGAACCGGAUCUUCAUCCGGUCAAAAUAUCAGUAUUUUUAAGGAUUUGCGUAUGACCACAAACUUUACUACACUGUAUGACACCAUCAGCUCUUAGAGCUGUGCUGAUUGGCAGUCUAUAGCAAGUUCCCUACCUUACACUCUUAGAAAAAAGGGUUCUUCAGCUGUCCCCGUAUGAGAACAUUUUUUGGUUCCAUGUAGAACCCCAAAAGGGUUCUACCUGCAACCAAAAAGGAUUCUUCAAAGUGUUCUCCUAUGGGGACAGCCAAAUAACCCUUUAUGGUUCUAUCUAACACCUUUUUUUUUCUAAGAGUGGAAUAUCAACUUAGCUGCCGAUCAACUUGGCCAACCGUAUAGGGUGACCGACCGAGUGAGCAGCUAAGGUUCUCUGUGUAAAGGAGACUCAAAUGUAAUAAGGGGUUGAGGGAGCGAGCACAAGGGUGAAGGAGACAAGGAUUCUGUUCGUCCUACAAGCAGGGUCAUAUGCAUAGCAUCAUAUGACAGACUAGUGUUGGUCCCUACAGUGGAGGAGACAGAGCUAGGGCCAGGCUAGAGGGAGGAGCAGGCAGGGGAGUCUAAGAGGGCCAGACCCCUCUGUGGGUCGCUACCCUAUAGAAUCUUGCAAGAGGGGGCACCAGACAGUUAGUGACUGUAUGACCUAAUGUAGCAGGUGUAAAAUAAAUGCCUGAGCGGGGUCCCCACAUCUGGUUUUCAGGGGGAAAAGAAGCUAGGUUGAAGAUACUGUAUCCCUGAAAACCGGAUGUUUCAGGUUUCGUAAAACCCUGCUGAAGGUGGUAACCGACUGCAGGACUUUGUGUUUGUGACCACACUGAAACCGUGGAGUUUUUGUUCUCUCCCUUUCUGUUAUGUUGGUUUUGUUUUGUAAUAAUUUCACUGUAAAUGACCAUAACUAUGUUAAUCAAAGCAAAACCAAACUGACACUUCAAUAAAGAAUCCUGAA
Oncorhynchus keta (chum salmon) is the source of this 8755-nucleotide messenger RNA. Its product is annotated as contactin-associated protein 1-like. NCBI's taxonomy places the organism in Eukaryota, Metazoa, Chordata, Actinopteri, Salmoniformes, Salmonidae. The record is from RefSeq and is a predicted model, not a curated record. The transcript has 24 exons. The coding region runs from base 531 to 4460 and encodes 1309 amino acids.